This is a messenger RNA of Herpailurus yagouaroundi (jaguarundi), 570 nucleotides long. Its product is annotated as thymosin beta-4-like. Gene Ontology annotation, biological process: actin filament organization; regulation of cell migration. The transcript has a single exon. Gene Ontology annotation, cellular component: cytoplasm. The record is from RefSeq and is a predicted model, not a curated record. Gene Ontology annotation, molecular function: actin monomer binding. The coding region runs from base 31 to 165 and encodes 44 amino acids. NCBI's taxonomy places the organism in Eukaryota, Metazoa, Chordata, Mammalia, Carnivora, Felidae.
UUCGCUUGCUUGUGCACCUCCUUUGCAACUAUGACUGACAAACCUGAUAUGGCUGAGAUUGAGAAAUUUUAUAAGUCGAAACUGAAGAAGACAGAAAUGCAAGAGAAAAAUCCACUGCCUUCAAAAGAAACGAUUGAACAGGAGAAGCAAGCAGGCAAAUCGUGAUGAGGCAUGCGCCACCAGUAUGCACUGCACAUUCCACAAGCAUUGCUUUCUUAUUUUACUUCUUUUAGCUGUUUAACUCUGUAAGAUGCAGGGAGGUUGGAUCAAGUUUAAAUGACUGUGCUGCCCCUUGCCACAUUGAGAACUACUGACAAACAAAGCUGCCUACCUCUCCCAUCUGCUUGUCUGACUGGCAGCAAAGGAAAAGAACUUGCAUGUUGGUGAAGGAAGAAGCUGGGUGGGAGGACCAGAGAAAUCUAAAAACCAAGCUGGCUCAAGGUGUCCUACAGUCUGUAAAAUGCAGUUUAAUCAGAGUGCCAUUUUUUUUGUUCAAAUGAUUUUAAUUAUUGUAAUGCACAUUUUUUUUUUAGUAUGCGAAUAAAAAGUUUUAAAACCUGGAAAAAAAAA